AUGGCGGGGGUUAGCAGGCAGGGAGAAGACCCCCCUCCGCAACACACUCCGUUUUCCGGGCCCGCCCGCCCCGAUGUGACUCCUGCGGCUCUGCGUGGGCGUACAGUCAGGAGCGCGUCGGGGCUCGGAGCUGCCGCGGCGUGUGGAGGGAGCUGCGUGCGGGAAACGUGCUGCGGGGACUUUGAGGCCGGCGUGAACACCAGAGAUGGAGCCCGAGAACGCGUUUUUUCUUGCAUUGAACACUACUUGAAUUUUUCCAAAAAACUCAUUGAGAAUUCAGAGAAGGAACAGCCUCAGCAAACCACAAAUCAGACACAAACAGAAUCUUUGUCUCCAUCCCCCAACACUGUUUCACCUGUGCCUUUAAAUAACCCAACAAGUGCCCCAAGAUUUGGAACAGUUAUUCCUAAUCGCAUCUUUGUAGGAGGAAUCGAUUUUAAGACUAACGAAAAUGACCUAAGGAAGUUUUUUGCCCAGUAUGGGUGCGUGAAAGAAGUGAAGAUAGUAAAUGACAGAGCUGGAGUAUCAAAGGGGUAUGGUUUCAUCACUUUUGAAACUCAAGAAGAUGCACAAAAAAUUUUACAAGAGGCUGAAAAACUUAAUUAUAAGGAUAAGAAACUGAAUAUUGGUCCAGCAAUAAGAAAACAACAAGUAGGGAUUCCUCGAUCUAGCAUAAUGCCAGCAGCUGGAACCAUGUACUUGACCACUUCAACUGGAUAUCCUUAUACUUAUCACAAUGGAGUAGCUUAUUUUCAUACUCCUGAAGUUGCAGCUGUUCCACAGCCAUGGCCGUCACGUUCCAUUUCCAGUUCCCCUGUAAUGGUAGCUCAACCUAUUUAUCAUCAACCUACAUAUCCUUACCAGGCACCUGCACAGUGUCUUUCAGGGCAGUGGCAAUGGAGUGUUCCACAGUCUCCUGCCUCUUCAACCUCAUUCUUUUAUCUUCACCCUUCUGAAGUUAUUUAUCAGCCACUAGAAAUUGCACAGGACAGUGGAUGUGUACCUCCUCCUUUCUCUCUAAUGGAAGCUGCAGUUCCAGAGCCAUAUUCUGAUCAUGGAGUUCAAGCAGCAUAUCACCAAGUUUAUGCCCAGAGUGCCAUAGCUAUGCCAACACCUGUGAUGCAGCCUGAGCCGGUUAAAGAACCAAGGUUACAUUCUGUGAGAAGAAAUUUUUCACAUCCUUCAUCUGUGAGUUUGAAACCUCGAUAUACACGAAGCCCUCACUUUCAUCCUAGGAAAGAUUACAGAAUGGAAGAUACAAUUCUCACUCCACCUUCCUCAACAGACUCUGUAAAAUAGAAUCUUAGAUGUCUACUAUGCUAAUAUGUCUAGCACACAGAGGGUAUGUAAUUUAGUAACUCUCAACAUUUACAGAGUAUGCCUAAGUUAAAAUUUCCUUUUUUUUGUAAAAGGAAUAAAAAGAAAUCUUGCAGUUCAUGUCAGCAAACAAGAUAUGCAGGAUAAAAUCAUGGUUUCCUUUAUCAAUUAAUGCACAUUUAGGUGACAGACUUGUAAUUUGUGAUAUACAGACUAUUGUAUAUGCACUAUUUAUUAAAGCAGUUUGAAAAACAGCAUA
This is a messenger RNA of Dermochelys coriacea (leatherback sea turtle), 1576 nucleotides long. It is a transcript of the gene BOLL, whose product is annotated as boule homolog, RNA binding protein. Gene Ontology annotation, molecular function: protein binding; RNA binding. NCBI's taxonomy places the organism in Eukaryota, Metazoa, Chordata, Testudines, Dermochelyidae. Bases 1 to 1299 code for a protein of 432 amino acids. The record is from RefSeq and is a predicted model, not a curated record. The transcript is spliced from 13 exons.